AUGGUUUGUGCAAAGUUAGUUUCAGUUCUACAUAAGUUUAGAAAUUGAGCUACAAAUGAUUCCUUUUUUUCAGAGUUUUUGAACUAUUCUUCUCAAAGAGCAAGUUUGUACUUCACGGAAUAAUCGAAAAACUGCUGGUUGGUUUUUGAAAAUGUUUUAACAAAGUCGACAUCAAAUGUUUCCCAUGUUUUCAGAUGUGCGCGGAACUCUUCAUGAGUGCUAAUGUUGUCCUCUGGUUUAAGUUACUUAAAUAUUUUGAGGGAAAAGAGGUAAGCGUGAAAAAUUAUCAUUUAUCAAAAAAAAUGAAAGUUUUAGGGGCUUUUUGCUUUCUCCACCUUGAUAUUCGGUUUAGUGCAUUAUUGUUGUAUCGAAUUGACAUGCCGUGGAAGACGGUUCUUCAUCUUGCCUUUUUUGUUAAUCUCGAAAAGUGUCCAGUACUACAUUGUUUCUAACGAAGUUGAACCGUUUGGUAAGAAUUUUUGGGGUUGCGGGAACGGGGUUUCUAAAAAUCAUUGUGACUGAUUAAUGUGAUAGAUUUAUUUCAUUGAAUUUAGGAUCUUCUUUUUAACGUAUUUUUAUGAUUAUACUUUUUCUAGAAUUCGGUGUUAGAUCACUUCGCAACUCUAACACUACAAGUUAAUUUUUGGCCAGUUAUAAAAAAUUGCUUGACAUAUGUUCAAAAAAUCAAUUUUUUGUAGAGGAGUCCAGUUGUUAUUCAAAUCCAAAAUAUUCGAUUUUCCAUCUUUUCUUGAAACAUAUGUUUUAUAAUACAUAGCUACAGUACUUCGAAACCCCACCCUCCUUGCAUCGCUGUACGACUUGUCCUUUUGUUUUCUAAAAAGAAAAAAUAUGCGAUGCCAAGUCACUUUUUUACCCGAAUCAUUUUGAACAAAAGAAAAAAUCCCUUGCGGGAACGAAUACAUUUUUUUGCCUUUUUGUUAAACAUUGCACUUUUAAUGAAAAUACUCUACUUUUUUGGCGAAACAGAAACAAAACAAAGAUAAUGUUUUUCUUGAGUGUUCGCUGAUUGGCAGGUGUUUUAGGUUAAGAGGUACAGUAAUCUUGAAACAAAAAAAAAUGAUGAAAUGAAAGUGUUUAGAGUAACACAAGCUUUUAUAAAAGGUGAAGUCAACAGCUUAUCUCUUUUAUCGCGAGAUGGUCACAAUUGAAAAACAGUAACAAGGAAAUCAAUGUGAAAGUUUCUGAAAUACAGAGUACCCUUAUAUAAUUACAUUCUACCUUGAAAUAAUCAUUUCCGUGUUUGAUUUGUCCACAAAAAAGCGUAUUUUUAACCCCUUUUGCAAAAAUUAAUGAGGUAUAUUUUCAUAGAAAAAAACUAGUGAUUCUGGCACGCAAAGCUUUGUUGCAAAAAGGAAUUGGAAGAUUGAAAAAUCACAAUCAAUUGAAUUUAAAAAAAUAAAAAAAACAUUUUUCAGUGCCUGUUUCGGAAAGACCAGCCUGGUUCGAGUUUUUCAUCCAAUUGUUGCCUUUCGAAAUUGUGAUAAUUUCUUCGGGUUUGAUAGUUACUUGGUGUUUCUUGUGGAAAGUUGCUUUUGAGGUAAGAAACGGAAAAAAAUUAGUUUAUCCCGGUUUUUUUUAUUUAUCAUGAUACUUCUCAAAAAUAUAAUUUACAAAGGAUUAAUUUUGAUAAAUCAUUACUACAAUGAUUUAACAUCAAAAUGAUUUUCCAAAUAUAGAUCAAAUAAUCAACGUUAAUCCACUCCCCUGAAAGUUCAGUUUUCUAAUUUCCCUUUUCAAAUUUUUGAUAAUCAUAGAUUUUGAGACAUGCAAUUAUUUUCGAAACUCGGGUGUUCUAUCGCAGCUGAUAUUUUUGAACAAAUCUGAAACUAUUCACAAAAAAAAAUUUGAAGACAAAAUCGAUAGCCAAAAAAUAUUUUUUUUUUUCAAUUUACAGCAACUGCAACAACGCGUGGUCCAGGAAAAUGUUCUCCCUGGUCCGGGAAUUCUCAAAAACGUCAAAGUUGAUGCCGAAGUUGCGUCAAUUCACACACCACCAUUGCGAAAAGUUCAAUUUGCUGGUUCGAGCGCCUCUGUCUGA
Caenorhabditis angaria is the source of this 2059-nucleotide messenger RNA. The record is from the annotation of a GenBank genome assembly. Lineage: Eukaryota; Metazoa; Nematoda; Chromadorea; Rhabditida; Rhabditidae.